AUGUCGGCCUCUCACAAAGGUUCCCAUGUAGAGGUUCCCCUGCGGAACUUGCGCUUCCCAAACGCAAAUGUCACCGCGAUCGAGCUGCUCACUUUCCUGCCAGGCUGCCUCAGCUCCCCGGACAUCAUCUAUCGUUUCGCCUCGAACCUAGUCACUUGGGACGCUAUCCUCUCUGUUGUCAACACCAAUCGCGUCCUUAAGAAAGCGUGGGACUCUGAAUAUUGUUAUAGGACGGCAAGGAAUGCUAUGAGGCAUGCUGGCCAUGGUGACUGGACUCUGAACAAACACUCACAGUACUUUGGCGAGACACUUCGUAACUGGAAUACCGACAAUCUGAGCGUGAGCGGAUUCAGGACCUCGUUCAGAACUUCUGCAACGAGCAUACCUGACGACGACAUUCCGUUUGUUCGAUUGGCGGAUGGUGUCAAGAACAUGCCACAGGGCGACGAUGCGUUGGACUUGACGAGGAUGAUCCAACACUGCAUUCAAAACCCAGCUGAAGAUUGGAUGUAUCCGUCAAACUACGACAUCUUGCUCGAGCACCUCGGAGGUGCAAAGCAAUUGAGCGCUGCAAAUUUAGACCGCCCAACUUUCGUGCGUUGGCAGCACGUCAUACCGCACGUUCCGCGCAGCAGAAAGCGAACUGAGAUGAAACCACAGCCGAAGAUGCGAGCUCCUGGACUAUCAUCCACGCCGCAAGCCGAGGCGCAAGCGACCAGGCGGUCAGGUCGCCGAGGGCGGCCGUCGUUGAAGAAGCGCGAGCUUCAGGAAGGUGAUAUGUCCGAAGCUGAGGCCAGCGAUGCGGAAGUACAGGACGAAGAGUACGUCCCUGGACCAACCUUUUGGAUAAAGCCGCUUACGACUGGCGGUAUAAUGUCAUCCCAGGCUCUUCAAUACGUAUUCGAGGCAGAGCCAUCACCCGACGCCGUUAACAAAUUCGAUGCAUACGCUUUCGGCAACGGCCCGCGCACAACGGCGCCUUUCCGGCCACUUCACCUCGUCAUCGUUGACAAACUGAAGUUCGACGACCUCAGCGGCUGGGCGGAGAACAUUCGAUGGGCAGCCGAGCAAUAUGCCACCUUUGGGGAGACGGGUUGGACAGAGUGCCCGGAGCACAUGGAGCAGAUCGCACAGAUCCGUCAGGAGCAGACAUGGGCAUCCGCGGAGCUGGUCAUCGCUAUAACCGACAAGAAGAAGGCGGAAGAGGAAGACGAGGCUUGGGUGGCAGCAAUGAUGGAGGGAACAAUGGCCUCGAUGAAUAGAAGCGAGCCCGACCAGCGGAUGUGGAUCUGGGGCGACGUCGCUGAAGAGUAUGUCGACGCAGAAGGCACAUCGCGCAUGAGGAUCCGUCCGUGGCCACGUCGUUGA
Didymosphaeria variabile is the source of this 1368-nucleotide messenger RNA. RefSeq lists its product as uncharacterized. NCBI's taxonomy places the organism in Eukaryota, Fungi, Ascomycota, Dothideomycetes, Pleosporales, Didymosphaeriaceae. The record is from RefSeq and is a predicted model, not a curated record. Bases 1 to 1368 code for a protein of 455 amino acids. The transcript has 2 exons.